This is a messenger RNA of Vigna umbellata (rice bean), 1125 nucleotides long. Its product is annotated as transcription factor MYB64-like. Gene Ontology annotation, biological process: regulation of DNA-templated transcription. Gene Ontology annotation, cellular component: nucleus. The record is from RefSeq and is a predicted model, not a curated record. NCBI's taxonomy places the organism in Eukaryota, Viridiplantae, Streptophyta, Magnoliopsida, Fabales, Fabaceae. Gene Ontology annotation, molecular function: RNA polymerase II cis-regulatory region sequence-specific DNA binding; DNA-binding transcription factor activity, RNA polymerase II-specific.
AUGGAUAUUGUAUUAAGAGGAGAAAGUCAUGGUGAAAAUGGCUUUCAAAUUUAUGGUUGUGAUGUUAUGAACCAUGCUUUGACAUCCACAGACACAGAUCAAUUCCUAUGUGGCCACUUCCUUCAUCAUCAACAACAACAACAGACAAAGAACAAUGAUGCAUGUGGUUUUUCGGAGGAGGCUUUUAAGUGGACAAACAUCAACCAAAACCUUACACUGUGUCUGGAUGAUAUGCAAUGUAAGAACACAAAAGUGGUGGGAAGGAGAAGGAAGAAACAAUCUUCUGUGUCUUGGAUCAAAGGACAGUGGAAUAAGGAAGAGGACAGGAAACUGAUAAGGUUGGUGAAACAACAUGGUGAUAAAAAGUGGUCUGAAAUAGCUGAGAAGUUGGAGGGAAGAGUUGGCAAACAAUGUCGAGAAAGAUGGAACAAUCAUUUGCGUCCUGAUAUUAAGAAAGAUAGCUGGAGCGAAGAAGAAGAAAGAAUACUGGUAGACAUGCAUACGAGGCUUGGAAAUCGUUGGUGCGAGAUGGCGAAAUGCCUUCCAGGAAGAUCAGAGAAUGCCAUAAAGAACCACUGGAAUGCGACGAAAAGGAGACAGAAUUCAAAGAGAAAGCACAAGAAAACAAAGACCUCUAAUGGAAAACCUCAUUCCUCCAUACUCGAAGACUACAUCAGAAGCAAGACCAUCAUCACCACAAACUCUACACCUCUUACUGCCCCAACACCCUCACAGGACAACAAUGCACACAACCCUUUCAACCAUCUCUUCUAUCAACCUUUUCCUAACGAACCACUCUUCAUGCAACAAAUUUUCACGGAGAAUGUCGAAGCCUCUAAGCAGUCUAAGAUGAUGUCUCCAACCUCAUAUUUGGAUCACUGGAACAUGAUGAAUGUUGAUGAUGUUGAUGAGAGUGAGGUUGUGUAUUCUCUGCAAUACCCAGAUAAUAUGCACUUCAAUGAUAGUUUCUUCCCCAGAGAGACCCAUCCCCCAGCUACUUACCUUCCUUCGGAUUUUUAUGUCUCUCCCUUGUUCAACGUAGCAUCUGGGUAUGGAAAUCAGAAUCUCAACAUGGAUUUUCGGCAUCAAGGUGCCUCACAAGUAAAAGGAGAGGAGAUCUGGUAG